This is a messenger RNA of Pantherophis guttatus, 2420 nucleotides long. RefSeq names its product purinergic receptor P2X 4 (gene P2RX4). NCBI's taxonomy places the organism in Eukaryota, Metazoa, Chordata, Lepidosauria, Squamata, Colubridae. Gene Ontology annotation, cellular component: plasma membrane. Gene Ontology annotation, biological process: response to ATP; calcium ion transmembrane transport. The record is from RefSeq and is a predicted model, not a curated record. Gene Ontology annotation, molecular function: purinergic nucleotide receptor activity; ATP binding; extracellularly ATP-gated monoatomic cation channel activity.
CGGGUGGGAAGCGCCUUGUCUCCCUGCAGCCAAUCGAAGGGCAGGGACACGCCUCGGCCGCAAACCCCAAGCCCGGCCCGGCGUUUUCUUGCAACAUGCAGCGAGCGAGCGGCAGGAAGCGGGCGGCUCCGGCUUGCUGACCCUGCGCUUCUCCCUUCGCUUCGGCCGAGCGGCUGGCAGCCAUGGACACCCCCUGGAAGCGCUGCGGGGCCCUCUACAACUUCCUCUUCGAGUACGACACCCCGAGGAUCGUGUCCAUCAAGAGCCGCAAAGUGGGGUUCAUGAACCGGUUGGUCCAGCUGGCUAUUUUGGCCUACGUCAUCGGUUGGGUCUUUGUUUGGGAAAAAGGCUACCAAGAAACCGACUCGGUGGUGAGCUCGGUAACCACCAAGGUGAAAGGUGUCACCAUGACCAACACCUCUGACUUGGGACCCCGGGUUUGGGAUGUGGCGGAUUACGUGAUUCCAUCUCAGGCUGAGAACUCGGUUUUCAUCAUGACAAAUAUGAUCGUCACGCUGAAUCAGACCCAGGGGCUUUGUCCAGAGCUCCCAGAUAAGACCACCAUGUGCAAGUCAGAUGCAGACUGCGAAAAAGGCUAUGUCGGCACGCACAGCAAUGGUAUUCAGACUGGAAAAUGCAUAGUGUACAACCAUACAAAUCCCCCCAUUAAGACUUGCGAGGUUUUUGCUUGGUGUCCAGUGGAGAAUGAUGAAAACUUACCCAAGCCAGCUUUCUUGCGGGAUGCUGAGGAAUUUACCCUUCUUGUGAAGAACAAUAUUUGGUACCCAAAGUUCAACUUUACGAAGAGAAACAUUCUUCCCACCAUCAAUUACACCUACCUCAAGAACUGUAAAUACAACACCAAGACUGAUCCCUUUUGCCCGAUUUUUCGCCUCGGGGACGUAGUUGAAGCCGCUGGCCAGAACUUCCAAGAGAUGGCCAUUGAGGGUGGCGUGAUGGGCCUGCAGGUCCGAUGGGACUGCAACUUGGAUAACUCGGCUUCCCACUGCGUGCCGAAGUAUUCCUUUCGGCGAAUUGACAACAAGGAUUCUGCUCAUUCCGUUUCCCCAGGAUACAACUUCAGGUUUGCAAGAUACUACCGAACCUCUCCCAACAAUGAAUAUCGGACACUCAUCAAGGCUUAUGGCAUACGCUUUGACAUUAUGGUGUUUGGCACGGCUGGAAAGUUUGAUAUCAUCCCUACUAUGAUCAAUAUUGGAUCUGGCUUGGCCCUGUUUGGCGUGGCCACUGUCCUCUGUGAUAUCAUUGUCCUGUAUUUUAUGAAGAAAAGAUACUACUACAGAGAGAAGAAAUACAAAUACGUGGAAGAUUACGAAUUGCAGGGAGACCACCCGUCAUAUGGAUCCCAGACAGAAGUUCAAGACUGCUCCACAAUGCGAUGAUUCUUCGCAAACAGGUCCUGUUCAUUUCACCCAGCCGAGGAGCAGAUCUGUUUUUCUUCUGCCCCUCCUGGGCUCCGUCCAGGUUUGCUUCUGUUGGGUGGCCUCCUGGAUCAACCUCGAGGCUCCCCCAAGGAAAGGAACGUUCUCCUGAAAAACCUUCAGUGCUUUUUGGGUGCAGGGUCUGCCAAGCUUUGAAUAGUCCAAGGUAAUUUUGCAUCGGAUAUUCUACGUGCCUUUCCCACCGUCCAGUUGAUGGACAGAUGGGGUGCAGGCAGAGAUGUUGGGACCAAGGAACUUCUUUGAUAUUCCUAGAAUUGCCAAUUUCUGAUGUGCUUCCCUUUGUUACGUAUCACACCUCUCUUCAUUCGGAAAGGGUGGAAAGAUACCCCUUGUUUAGACACUUGUCUUCCAUGGUCAUCCUUUUUUUUAAAAAAGGCCCACUUGGUGCAAUUUGCAGUCUCUAUUUUUAAAAUUAAGCGGAUCUUGAGAAUUCCCUCUCGACACUCAUUCCAACCUGGAAAUCCCCAGGAUCUGAAUGCGACAUGCGGGCGUGUCAGCCUCUCCCUCUCCAGCUUCUACUAUUGAAUUGCUACUGCUCUGUUUAUAUCCACUGAAAUUUGUUUGUUUGUUUUGUUUGUUUGUUUUAUUUGAUUUGUAUACUGCCCUUAUAAAUUUAUAUAAAUUAUAUAAAUUUAUAUAAAUUAUAUAAAUUUAUAUAAAUUUAUAUAAAUUUAUAUAAAUUUAUAUAAAUUUAAUAUAUAAAUGAAAAGAUAAUGGCACUUUACCUCUUUUAGGAGUAUCGAUGAGAAUAAUCUAUUUUGCCAAGAGAAAAUAAAGGCACUGGGAAAUACGAUUUCUGUUGCUUUUUUUUCCUUCAUGUUAGUGAAUGGUUGAGUUUGAAAAUAACAGUAUCAACAAAAUAUCCCCAUAGUCAGAGAGGGAUGGAGGGAGAAGGAAGGAAGGAAGGAGAGAGAGAAAGAAAGCGACAGAAAGAAAAGGAAUGGAAAAAGGAAAGGA